Messenger RNA from Insectozyma verbasci, 1497 nucleotides. NCBI's taxonomy places the organism in Eukaryota, Fungi, Ascomycota, Pichiomycetes, Serinales, Debaryomycetaceae. The record is from the annotation of a GenBank genome assembly.
AUGGAUAAACAAAAUGAUAUUAAUUUAACUACAACUGAUAAUACAAGACCAAUAAUUCUAUCACCUCCAUUAUUAGAUCGACAUCAAUUACAAAAUAGUCAUACUCAAUUUCCAUUUAUUAAUCAAGAUAAUUCAAACUUAGAUCCAUCACGCCAUACGUCAAGACAACAAAGUGUUGGUUUCAAUUUACAACAUGAAUUUGAAACAUUGACUGCUGAUUUAGAUUUAGAUUUAAAAAAUCAAUUAAAACAAAAUGAAACUCAACAUUCACAAUCACAAUCUCAGCCUAAUCCAAGUUUGCUAGCUCCUUCAGCUUCAAAAUUCACAACUGGUACAGCUGAUUUACUAGGUAAUAAUACUUUAUCUCCUAAUCCAACAUCAUCAUUUCAUAAACCUCAAUUAUCUAAUUUAUUAGAUUCUAGAACUGAACAAUUUUUAAAUCAUCAAGUAUCCCCAAUGGCUUCAAUUCCAAAUAGACCACAAUCAGUUAAUGAUUUUAAUAACGUAUUUAAUUACGGUCAACAACCACACCAAACUCAAUCACAACCAUUACCACAAUCUAAUUUUUAUCUGGAUUUAUUAAUAUUUAGCAACUGGAUUGAAAAUUUAAAUCCACAAGAUAAUUUAAUUAUGAUUGAUUAUUUAUGUCAAAACCUUCCAUUGGAUAUCUUAUUAACUUUUAAAUCAAAAUUGGAUCAAUAUUUACAAACUGGAAAAAGACCACAACAACAACAACAAUCAAUUUAUUCCUCAAAUAGCAAUAUGUAUCCCCAGGAGUUAUAUACGGAUAUGGAACAAUUAAAUAUCAACAGAAAGCAGCCUCAACAGUUUAAGAACCCUUAUUUAAUGGAUAAAUUUUCAAGACCAAAGUCUGCGGAUCCAUUUUUUCAACAACAACAACAAUUUAAUCUCGAUAGAGCAAAAUCUCCAACAUCACAUUUAUACGAAAAGACUAGUUUCUUACAACUAGCAGCUAAUAAUGGUCAAUACAAUCAUAGUCAUAACUUAAAUCAUCAGGAUGAUUCAGUUAAUGCAAUGAAAUUAGGAGCAUUACAAACGAUAAAUUCAAGAGUUGCUUUAGAUUCGAAUAGAAAGCAUCCAUAUCAACCGCAACAAGCAGACAUAAAUAGAUCAUUGAAUUCAUCAUCUGUUCCUGCAUCAAUACAGAGAAGUCCAUUCAAUAAGAAAAGUAAUAAAAAAUCUCCAAUUUCAAGUCCAACUCCUACUUCAGCUACUUCAACCACGAGUAUUAGUUCUAUGACAAAUUCCUCGAUGCCUUUGGAAAUUACAAAUAUCGAAUUGUUGAAUAAUAUACCUGCCUGGUUAAAAGUACUUAGGUUACAUAAGUAUACUGAUUGUCUUAAAGAUAUUCCUUGGAAUGAAUUGAUUGAAUUGAAUAAUGAUGAGUUGGAAAGUAAAGGUGUUAGUGCAUUAGGUGCCAGGAGGAAAUUGUUAAAAGCAUUUGGUAUUGUGAAAGGUAAAGAUGUGAGUCUGUAA